AUGAAUAUAAAUGUGUACUAUCUAGAAUUUCUUCAAAAUAAUAUUAAUAAUCAAGUUCAAUUACUUUUGGAUCAUUUUCAACGAAACAAUACAAAUAAUAUUAUACCCGAAGAGUCUGAUGAUAUUAUUCUUGAAGAAGAUGAUGAUAAUAUAAAAGAAACAGCAGAACCUCAAUCCGAUCGCGAACUUGCAAGGAAUUGGGAGAAUGAGCAAGUGAGUCAAAUUCAUUUCCAUCAGCAGACAUUUCUUGGAUAUGAGUCUAUACAUGGGACUGUAAAUGGGACUAUAACUGAUGAAAUGUUCAUUGCCGAAUCAAAAAAAGAGAUGAGCGUAAUGAUAAAACUAAAAGACGAAGAUAGACAAAUUUUUUUUUCGGUGAUUCAUUCCUCACCUAACAUUACUUUAGAGCCACAGGGUCAUAAGAAUGAUUGUCCUGAAGAAGAUUUAGAAGAGAAUCUUUUACAAGAAAACCCUGAAGCUGUUUUUGAUC
This is a messenger RNA of Funneliformis geosporum, 490 nucleotides long. The record is from the annotation of a GenBank genome assembly. NCBI's taxonomy places the organism in Eukaryota, Fungi, Glomeromycota, Glomeromycetes, Glomerales, Glomeraceae.